AUGUCUUCAGGAAAAGUUAAAGAAAUAAUAUUUUUGGGUACGGGAUCUUCCUCGACUGCUCCAGAUAUUGUUUGUUUGACGGAACCAGAAAUUAAAUGUACAACUUGUUUAUCAACUCUUAAGCCAGAAGGUGCGAUUAACAUUAGAAAAAACACAUGUUUAUUGAUUAGAUUUCAUCAUGGGGACGGAGGAAUUAGAAAUAUUAUAAUAGAUUGUGGCAAAACAUUUUAUGAGUCAGCAAUAAAAUUUUGGCCAAUUUUCAAACUACGUAGAAUAGAUGCAGUAGUAUUAACACAUCCACAUGCAGAUGCUAUUAAUGGAUUGGAUGAUUUACGUUCUUGGACACUAAACAAAGCAAUACAAGAAUAUAUUCCUAUCUAUCUAACAGAAAAUACACUUGAAAACAUCAAAAGCUCUUUCCCAUAUCUUGUUGAUAAAAAAAAAUCAUCUGGUGGGGGUGAUUUACCAUCUUUUCAAUGGAACAUAAUUGAUUCACAUACAAAUUUUACAGUUGAAGGGUUGGAAUUUACACCACUUCAAGUUCAUCAUGAAGAUACUUUUAUAAAAUUACAUGGAAGUGAACUGAUAGUUCUUGACUCACUAAAUCCUGUAGAUGUGGUAAGAAAACUUAACCCAAUACCAAAAAAAGCAUUUAUUGUUGGUCUUUCUCAUUCUAUAGAAUAUUAUGAUUUAGUCAGAGAAAUGAAAGAAUUGCAAGAGAAAGAACCAGAUUUGUAUGUCAGGCCUGCUCAUGAUGGGUUAAAUAUCAAGAUUGAAGAAUUAUCAGCAUGA
Entrophospora sp. SA101 is the source of this 792-nucleotide messenger RNA. The record is from the annotation of a GenBank genome assembly. Lineage: Eukaryota; Fungi; Glomeromycota; Glomeromycetes; Entrophosporales; Entrophosporaceae.